This is a messenger RNA of Dioszegia hungarica, 1980 nucleotides long. RefSeq lists its product as uncharacterized. The transcript is spliced from 7 exons. Bases 1 to 1980 code for a protein of 659 amino acids. NCBI's taxonomy places the organism in Eukaryota, Fungi, Basidiomycota, Tremellomycetes, Tremellales, Bulleribasidiaceae. The record is from RefSeq and is a predicted model, not a curated record.
AUGCCCAGGAACAAGAAAUCCACAGCCGCUACAGCUGGCACCGGCGCAGACCCCGCCGCGCAAGAGCCUGCCGUUGCCGCCCCCCCCGCUGAGGCAGGCCCUGCGGCCCCGUCAGUCCCAACGACAGACCCCUCCUCAGCUUUCGGAAAGCAAGAGUCGAGUGGGCGGAUCAGGGGUCCUGUAGAGGAAGUGAUCGCCAAGCGAGUGAGGACGCUCGGCAAGAAGAUUCAACGAUUCCGCGCGUAUGCCGCCCAGCCCGCGGACAAGCUGAACGCCGACCAGCGCGCCGCGAUCGCCAGUCUCCCCGUCCUCGAGGCGCAAUCUAGGGAGCUGGAGGACCUCAUCAAGUCUGGCGGACCCGUCGAGGUCGCUGAGCUUGGAGAGGCCGCGAAAAUGCGGGGACUGAAGGAGGACGCGGAGAAGGAGUCCAAGGUCGCCGCGGAGGGGUCUUCCGCUGCGUCUCUUACCUCCCUUGCGGAACCCCUGUCCCGCUUCCUCAAGCUCCACGCCCUCCUCCAUCCCGCCCGAUCGGCAGACCACGAGCACCUCACCUUCUCGCCCCUGUCGCUCCCGAGUCAACUGCAGGACGAGGUCCAGGCGACAGAUAUUCUUCGCGUGGGCAAGAUGUACGAGGAGCUGCUUGGCGGUGGCGAGGCCGCGGCGGGGGUACUGCGGGGGCUCGUGAAGGGGUCUACGGGGGAUGAUGAGGAAAAUGAUCACAUCCAUAAGCUGCUUGAGCUUGUUUCGCAAUCCUCGGUCGAUGAGGCUGUCGAGCCCGCCGCGGACGCGGACGCCGAGGUCGAAGCCGCCCCUCAGACCACAAAUGGGCAGGACAGAACUCCGGUCGGCGCUUCCAUGGCGCAAGACGAGUCAAAAUCUAUCGCUAAAGGAAAUGGAAGCGGACACGAAGAGGAAGACUCCGCGCCCGUACACCCGUCCAAGCAGUCCGGGGGCGGGCUGGUUUUCUUGCAGGAUGAUGAGUUGGAUUCUGGGCGGACUGAGCGGGAGACCGAGGUCGGCCAGGAGGAUGGGCAGGGUCAAGCACAAGCAGAAGGCGACGGGGAAGGGGAUGGGUUUGAGAUGGUAGAGCAGCCCGCGGCGCACGAGGACAUGUUUAAGAGAAUUACGGAACACUACGAUACGCCCGCGCCCCUGCUUGCUGCCCCUUCGGCGAUCGAGAAGCUCGCCGGUGAGACUUUCAACUGGGCGGACGAAACGGACGAGGCUCCCGCUUCUGCUCCUGCGCGAGCUGCGGAGACGGAGACGGAAAAGAAGGCAGACGAGCCUGCUGCAGCUGCGGAACCAUCGGCUAGCCUAGCGGUCGCGCCUGAUACAUUCGCCGAGACCCCCGCUGGUGCAGCACCAGCCGCUGCCAAAUCGGACUCGCCCACCCCGCGGGCGGCAGACGGACAGACCGGUCGUGGAGGUCGAGGUGGAGGUGGGGGACGGGGCCGAGGGGGUCCGGGCGGGCGUGGACGGGGUAACGGUAAUGGCGGGAACCGAGCGAAUGGAUCUUCGCCUACUGGACCUCGGGGCGGUAACGGUAACAGCUCCACCGGGGCGAACGGCGAGACGGGACAAGUUGGACUUCCGAUCCCUACCAAACCGGGAAUGGGGCGUAUGGGCUCUACCAAGGCCGGCGUGGUUAUCGAUGAGGAUGGGUUCGAGAUGAGGGUCAAGCCGUCCGCUAGGGGUCGAGGAGGGGCUGGAGGCGGUGCGGGAGAGGGAGGGCGGGGUAGGGGACGGGGCGGGUUUGGGGGGCAGGGACAGGGGCAGGGCCAGGCUAGGGAAGGAGGGGAGUAUAGAGGUGGAGCUGGAGGACGAGGAAGGGGCGGGAAUGGCGGUAACGGUGGUCGAGGGGGGUUCAGGAAUGGACCGGGCGGGCCGAAGCCGAAUGGGAAUGGAAAUCAGAAAGUGACCGAGUCGGCAGCGUUGGCGGGGGCGGGAGAGGCCGCUGCGGUGGAUGGGCGAUUGCAGUAG